This is a messenger RNA of Rotaria sp. Silwood1, 2106 nucleotides long. Lineage: Eukaryota; Metazoa; Rotifera; Eurotatoria; Philodinida; Philodinidae. The record is from the annotation of a GenBank genome assembly.
AUGCAAUCAACAUCUGGAAAUACUCAAAGACCUUCAUCAUCAAGACCAGCAUCUAGUACAACGAAAUCUUAUGCUCCACAAAAUCUUCCUGUCUAUGAUUAUGAUCUUGUUGUAGUUGGUGGCGGCUCAGGAGGUUUGGCAGCAGCAAAAGAAGCAGCAAAAUUAAAUAAAAAUGCUAAAGUAGCCUGCUUUGACUUCGUUACUCCAACAUAUCAUGGAACAAAAUGGGGUCUCGGCGGUACAUGUGUUAAUGUUGGUUGCAUUCCCAAAAAAUUAAUGCAUUAUGCUGGUAUACUUGGUAAUAUGCUUCAUCGUGAUGCAGCUGAAUUUGGUUGGAAAAAUGUUGAUAAUCGUCAACAUGAUUGGACAACAAUGCAAACAAUGAUUGGAAAUUACAUAAAAUCUCUUAAUUUUUCAUAUAAAGUUCAACUUCGUUCAGCUAAUGUUACAUAUUUAGAAGGUUUAGCACAAUUUAUUGAUGCACAUACUAUUGAAUGGAAAAGUUUAACAAAGAGUGGUCGUUUAACAUUUAAUAAAGCAAUUAUUGCAACCGGUGGUCGUCCAACAUACGGUGAUUUCCCUGGACGAGAAUUGUGUAUCAGUUCUGAUGAUGUUUUUUGGUUAAAAAAAAGUCCCGGUAAAACUCUUAUUAUUGGUGCAGCUUAUAUUGCACUUGAAUGCGCAUCUUUUCUUCAUCACCUUGGCAAUGAUGUUACUGUUAUGAUACGUUCAAGACCAUUACGUACAAUGGAUCAUCAAUGUGGUGAAAUGGUAUGUGAAUUAAUGGAACGUGAUGGAGUAAAAUUUAUAAUGCCAGCUAAUCCACGUUCAUUUUCUGCUGUCGAAAAACCGAAUAAAUUAGAAAAUGCUAAAGAAUGUCGACCUGGUGUUUGGGAACAUGGAAAAGAUGCUAAAGGAAAUGAUCAAUUUUUACAUGAAUCAGGAGCGAUUGAAGUUCAACAUGCUGAUGGAAAAAUAACAUGGAUUCAUCCAAAAGGAGAAAUUGAAGCUAAAUAUGAAUAUGCCGAUCAACGAAAAGGAAAAAUACACUCAGAAUAUUUUGAUACAGUUUUAUUGGCUAUUGGUAGAACAGCUAAUAUUGCUGGUCUUGAUCUUGAAAAAAUUGGUGUACAUGUUGUGAAUGGAAAAGUUCUUGUUGAUGAACGAGAACAAACUAGUUUACCGCAUAUCUAUGCAUUGGGUGAUGUAGCAACUGGUGUUAUUCAACAUGGUAAAGAUUUGUCACAUCAAGCGCAAGUUACUGUUGAGCGACCUGAAUUAACACCUGUUGCUAUUCAAGCUGGUCAAUAUUUAGCACGACGUAUAUGUAAUGUAUCGGAUAAAUUAAUGAAUUAUCGGAAUAUACCAUCAACAGUAUUUACAAGUCCAUCUGAAUACAGUUUUGUUGGUCUUCAUGAAGAACAAGCAAUGCGAUCACGUGAAGAUGGAGGUAUUGGUGCAGAAAAUGUACGUAUUUAUUGGUCACGGUUUGGUAAUUUAGAAAUAUCUCCAAUACAUGCACAUUUAAAAAUGCCACGUAGCGAAUGUUUCGUAGGAAAAAACUCUUGGGCACAACAAUAUGCAUUAAAAAAUAAUGUUGAUUGGCCUGAAGUAGCAUAUGAUUUAGAAAAUACAAAUUAUGUUUUAUUUAAUGAUGGUAUUGGUGGUCAAAAAAGUACAAUUGCACGUAUAAUAAAAAAAUAUCGUAAUGAACAAGCAAAUAAUAAAAUAACAUAUGAUAUUGAAAUUCAAAAUGAAGAAAAAACAAUUAUACAAGGUGUUACUGGUGAAAAAUUACAAUUACAAGAAGAACAAGAAUUAGAAAAAGCUGAAGUGUUUUAUAAAGCAAAUUGUUUAGCUAAACUAAUCUGUGAUAAAAGUCAAAAUGAUCGCGUAGUUGGCCUUCAUUUUAUGGGACCAAAUGCUGGUGAAGUUGUACAAGGUUUUGCAUUAGCUAUUAUGAUGGGCGCAACAAAACAACAAUUUGAUGAGCUUGUUGGUAUUCAUCCAACAGCUGCUGAAGAAUUUACUGUAUUAACUGUAACCAAAGAAUCUGAAGCAACAUUAUUGAAAGCGGCUGGUUGUGGUGGAGGUUCAUGUGGUUAA